AUGCUCGUGUCGCCCGCAGCGGCGACGACCUACGAUCUCGUAAAGGAGUAUUCGGGAGAGUCGUUCUUCGACGGGUGGUCCUUCUUUGGAAACUACGACAACCUGACCAAUGGCGACGCCAUCUUCCUCUCCGCGGAUGAGAACAAUGACGCGAAGCUCGCCUAUGUCGACGAGACGACGGGCCGCGCGAUCAUCAAGGUCGACAACACCACAAAUGUGCCGUACAAUGAGAAGCGCAACACGAUCAGAAUCGCCAGCGAGGAGCGCUAUGACAUUGGCAGCGUCUUCGUCGCGGACUUCUACCAUGUGCCGUACGGGUGCUCCGUAUGGCCCGCCUGGUGGUCGCAGGCGCCCAACUGGCCCACGGGCGGCGAGAUCGACACCUUCGAGGGCGUGAACAUGGUGACGAUGAACCAGAUGGCGCUGCACACGGAGGACGGCUGCAAGCAGGUGUCUCCGAGCCAGUCGUCGACGCUGGUGAACUCGACGGACUGCAACAAGGACGUGAACGAGAACAGCGGGUGUGUGGUGACGGACCCGGAGACGGACUCGUAUGGGGAGGCGUUUGCGAAGGCGGGCGGGGGCGUGUGGGUGACGGAGAUGGCGAGCUCGGGGAUUUCCAUCUGGUUCUACUCGCGCAGCGAGGUCCCCGACGCGAUCAAGAACAACGACUCGUCCAUCGACACGUCCUCGCUCGGCACGCCGGUCGCGAACUGGCCGACGGGCGGCUGCGACAUCGACACGUUCUUCCAGGCGCAGAACCUGAUCUUCGACAUCACGCUCUGCGGCGACUUUGCGGGCGCGGACAAUGUGUUCUCGCAGACGUGCUCGGGGAAGUGCUAUGAGGACUACGUCGUCGGCAACGGCUCCGUCUACGCCACCGCUUACUUCGACAUCGCCGCCGUGCGCGUGUUCGGCCAGAGCGGCACCAACGUCGUCGUCGACGGUGACUCGGGCGCGCUGCCAAACGCGAAGUGGGGCUUAGGCUCGCUCGUUGCGGCCGUGGGCUUCUUGUUUGGCGUUGCGCUUUGA
Messenger RNA from Schizophyllum commune H4-8, 1032 nucleotides. RefSeq names its product glycoside hydrolase family 16 protein. The record is from RefSeq and is a predicted model, not a curated record. Gene Ontology annotation, biological process: glucan catabolic process. Lineage: Eukaryota; Fungi; Basidiomycota; Agaricomycetes; Agaricales; Schizophyllaceae. Bases 1 to 1032 code for a protein of 343 amino acids. The transcript is spliced from 6 exons.